This is a messenger RNA of Pan troglodytes (chimpanzee), 2098 nucleotides long. RefSeq names its product ceramide kinase like (gene CERKL). Gene Ontology annotation, molecular function: lipid kinase activity. The transcript is spliced from 14 exons. Lineage: Eukaryota; Metazoa; Chordata; Mammalia; Primates; Hominidae. Gene Ontology annotation, biological process: sphingolipid metabolic process; phosphorylation. Bases 99 to 1775 code for a protein of 558 amino acids. The record is from RefSeq and is a predicted model, not a curated record.
GCGCAGGACGCGGCUAGAGCUGGGGCUGCCGCGCCCUCCACCUCCUUCUCCAAAGGCCUCCCCGGACCCCUGGCUCGGGCCCAGCCUGCGACUCCGCCAUGCCCUGGAGGAGGCGCAGGAACCGGGUGAGUGCCCUGGAGGGCGGCCGGGAGGAAGAGGCGCCCCCGGAGGCUGCCGCUGUGCCUCCGGCGCUGUUAACGUCCCCGCAGCAGACGGAGGCGGCGGCCGAGCGGAUUCUGCUCCGGGGCAUCUUCGAGAUCGGGAGGGACAGCUGUGACGUGGUGCUGAGCGAGCGAGCACUGCGGUGGCGGCCCAUUCAGCCCGAGCGCCCGGCGGGUGAUUCUAAGUAUGACUUGCUAUGUAAAGAAGAAUUUAUUGAACUCAAAGACAUAUUCUCUGUGAAACUGAAACGGCGUUGUUCUGUUAAACAGCAGAGAAGUGGUACUUUAUUAGGUAUCACACUCUUCAUCUGCUUGAAAAAGGAACAAAAUAAACUAAAGAAUUCUACACUUGAUCUUAUUAAUUUAAGUGAAGACCACUGUGACAUAUGGUUUAGACAGUUCAAGAAAAUAUUGGCAGGCUUUCCAAACAGACCGAAGUCAUUAAAAAUACUCCUUAACCCCCAAAGUCACAAAAAAGAAGCUACCCAGGUUUAUUAUGAGAAGGUUGAACCUCUGUUGAAGCUUGCAGGAAUAAAAACUGAUGUAACAAUAAUGGAAUAUGAAGGGCACGCUCUGUCACUGCUUAAGGAAUGUGAACUCCAGGGAUUUGAUGGUGGGCAUCGGAAACCAUUGUUCGUAAUACAUUGGAGUGUACAGAGGUUGUUCACUGGCAUGCAAACGUUAGAACCAAGUGUUGUCUGUGUUGGUGGAGAUGGAUCUGCUAGCGAAGUAGCCCAUGCUUUGCUUCUGAGAGCUCAGAAGAAUGCUGGGAUGGAAACAGACCGAAUCCUGACUCCUGUCAGAGCACAGCUUCCACUUGGCUUAAUACCAGCAGGAUCUACCAAUGUAUUGGCACAUUCUCUUCAUGGAGUUCCUCAUGUGAUAACUGCAACAUUGCACAUUAUAAUGGGGCAUGUACAGCUGGUCGACGUCUGCACCUUCAGCACCGCUGGCAAGCUUCUUCGCUUUGGGUUCUCAGCCAUGUUUGGCUUUGGUGGAAGAACUUUGGCUCUGGCAGAAAAAUAUCGAUGGAUGUCCCCUAACCAACGGAGAGAUUUUGCUGUUGUUAAGGCACUGGCAAAACUUAAGGCAGAAGACUGUGAAAUAUCAUUUUUACCAUUUAACAGCUCUGAUGAUGUGCAAGAAAGGAGGGCACAGGGAUCUCCCAAAUCUGACUGUAAUGAUCAAUGGCAAAUGAUCCAGGGUCAGUUCUUGAAUGUCAGCAUUAUGGCAAUUCCUUGCCUGUGUUCAGUGGCACCUAGAGGCUUGGCACCUAAUACCAGAUUAAAUAAUGGAAGUAUGGCUCUUAUAAUUGCCCGAAACACUUCUCGGCCAGAAUUUAUAAAACACUUGAAAAGAUAUGCCAGUGUAAAAAAUCAGUUCAAUUUUCCAUUUGUUGAGACUUACACUGUUGAGGAAGUAAAAGUUCAUCCAAGGAAUAAUACUGGUGGAUAUAAUCCAGAGGAGGAGGAGGAUGAAACUGCUUCAGAAAAUUGUUUCCCUUGGAAUGUAGAUGGUGAUUUAAUGGAAGUUGCAUCAGAGGUCCAUAUUAGAUUGCAUCCAAGACUUAUCAGUCUUUAUGGAGGAAGCAUGGAAGAAAUGAUUCCAAAGUAACAUGUAAUUGUUUCUAAAAGAAAUGUACAAACUAGAAUUUUAAUAUAAAGAAAUGUGGCCAUGCUUUAAACCUGUGGUCCCCACCCUUUUUGGGACCAGUUUCAUGGAAAACAAUUUUUCCGUGGAUGGGGGAAUGGUUUCAGGAUGAACUGUUCCACCUCAGAUCAUCAGGCAUUAGAUUCUCUUAAGGAACAUGGCACUCUAGAUCCCUCACAUACCAGUUCACCAUAUGGUUCGCACUUCUAUGAGAAUCUAAUGCUGCUGCUGAUCUGACAGGGGGAGGAACUCAGUAAUGCUCCAUUGCUCUAACCUCCUGCUGUGUG